Messenger RNA from Sinocyclocheilus rhinocerous, 2151 nucleotides. RefSeq names its product protein-glutamine gamma-glutamyltransferase K-like. The coding region runs from base 73 to 1992 and encodes 639 amino acids. Gene Ontology annotation, molecular function: protein-glutamine gamma-glutamyltransferase activity. The record is from RefSeq and is a predicted model, not a curated record. Gene Ontology annotation, biological process: peptide cross-linking. Lineage: Eukaryota; Metazoa; Chordata; Actinopteri; Cypriniformes; Cyprinidae. The transcript is spliced from 11 exons.
UACUGUUCACUUGCUGCAGCACGUCGAGGUUUCGGUUCAGUUUCUCUUGAACAGACAAGGACAAAAUCCAUCAUGCCUUUUGUAUACAACCCAUACAAAAACCUCUGCACCGUUGGCCGUUUCCCAGCCAUUAAACUGCAGGAGGACGACUGCAGGAAAGCAGCAUGCUACACACCGGUUCACACCAACCCUUGCGUUAACCCAUGCACAAGCUCUUGUGUCAAACUUAAUGUUAACCCCUGUACCAACCCUUGCUCUAAACCUUAUGUAAACCCUUGGGUAAACCCUUGCAAUAUCCCUUAUGCUUACCCAUAUGUCAACCCUUGUGUUAACCCAUGCGUCAACCCUUGUGUUAACCCAUGCGUUAACCCAUGUGCUGCUCCAUACACUAAUCCUUGCAACUUUGUCACUCCAUGUCAUGAUUAUGAGAAAAAGGAAGUCGUCAUCAAGGAAUUUGUGGAUGACUGUACAAGCAAGCGAGUCUGUGGAGUCGAUGAUGCUGUUCUCCGGGUGUGUAAAGUUGACCUUCUCAAAUGCAGGACCGGACAGAAUCGUCAGGAGCAUCACACACAUUGUUUCCUUGAUGAUCAUCUCAUUGUCCGCAGAGGACAGUGUUUCAACAUGUGGGUUGAUCUGUGCCGUCCUUUCAAUCCCAGUUGUGACAAGCUUCACCUGGAGCUCAAACUAGGUCACAUCCCAUCCAUCCGGGACGGCACUUAUGUGAUCGUUCCAAUAGUGGAAGAAUUCAAGAAAGGCUGCUGGGGGGCAAAAAUUGUGGAACAAGGCCAAAACCGAAUCAAACUGUGUGUCCACUCUGUUCCGACUGCUUGCGUUGGACGAUACCAGCUCAGUGUCAUGACACACUGUCCAGGAGGCAGAUUCACUUUACCUUAUGUUCCUGAAAAUGACAUUUACAUGCUGUUCAACCCCUGGUGUAAAGAUGACUGUGUGUACCUGAGUGAUGAGGCGGAGAGAGCUGAGUAUGUGCUGAAUGACAUGGGCAGAAUCUACUAUGGAACUAAGCAGCAGAUUGCCUGCAAAACAUGGAAUUUUGGUCAAUUUGAGAAGGGAAUCUUGCCUGCAUGUAUGUAUGUGCUGGAGAAGAGCUGUACACCUUGCUCAGGGUGGGGAAGCCCCAUUGACAUUUCCAGAGUGGUAUCUGACAUGGUUAUUGCUAACAAAGACUGUGGUGUGUUGGUGGGUAACUGGUCAAACUUCUAUGGAGAUGGAACUGCUCCUACAUCCUGGUGCAGCAGCAGUGCCAUCCUGAAACAGUACUACAAGUGUGGAGGAAUACCUGUCAAAUAUGGACAGAGCUUGGCCUUUGCUGGAGUCACCAACACAUUGUUGAGGUGUUUGGGCAUUCCUGCUCGUCCAGUUUCAAACUUCUGUUCUGCUCAUGACAUUUGCAUCAAUCUAAAAAACAAAUGCAGCUCCCCUCGUAGCGUCACCCUCUACAGCCAGGCUGCAGCCAUGUACUACACCGGAGUCAGAAAGACCUUCCUGAAGAGAGACCAGACAUGCAUCGAGCUCAAGCCCUCUGAAUGCAAACCUCUGGAAUGGACCCUGAGUUGUGACGAGUAUAAGGAACACCUGGUGGAUCACACCUCACUGAUGCUCAAUCUCUUUGGACACGUGGCUCAGACUAAGCAGGUUCUGGCCACCCAGUACAGCUUCAGACUGCGCACACCAGAUCUUGUUAUCGCUCCUGUAUGUGAUGCUGUCUUGGGACAAGAAGUGCCAGUCAAAAUCACUUUCCAGAAUCCACUGCCUUGUGUCCUGAAGAACACUGUAUUCCGCUUUGUGGGACUUGGACUGCAGCAUGCCAGAGUUGUCAACUAUGGUGACAUUGCAGGGCAUGCCACAGUGUGCCUGACGGAGAAGUUUAUUCCCAAGUGUCAUGGCCCACAGAAACUUCUGGCUUCAUUCGAUUGUCCUCAGCUCACUCAGGUGCAUGGAUUCACCAACAUUGUUGUCAAACAGCACUGUUAAACCAAUCAAAUAACCAAAACAGAUGAAACGUCAUGGCUCCAUUGAAUAGAAAGCGCUCACACUGAAUUGAUUUGCAGAGUUAGAUAACAGCUGUUAGUUUCUCUUAACCUACAAGCUGUAAACAUUAAACUUCUCACAAUGCAUUUAAUCAUGAUGUAG